Molecule: messenger RNA, 1461 nt
Organism: Paramecium pentaurelia
Lineage: Eukaryota; Ciliophora; Oligohymenophorea; Peniculida; Parameciidae
Source: the annotation of a GenBank genome assembly
AUGGGUAAGAUGUAUUUGGAGGGCAUGGUGUAUUUGGAGCGAAUUCUUUUGUUUCUUUAAAUCUUAAACUUCCACCGCAUUAUUAAGUAAAAAUUUCACUCGCUCUUUGGAUUUAUAACAUAAGUUGUAAUUAGAAUUAACACUUGGGAUAAUGAGUAAUUCUAAUUGAUAAUCGAUAAUGGUAUAUAUAAAGAGAAAUUUUGGGGGAGUUAAGGAAGUUUUAUUUGUAAUAAUGGAGGCAUUAGCUACUAUGUGCGAUCUGCAUCCUUAAAUUAUAUUCAUGAAUCACAUACUUCCUAAUCUCUUGUAUUAUUAAUGACUUCAAAUUUAGAUGAAGAUCCAAAUAAUGUAUAAAUUUUUUAAUUCUAGGAAUCAUGGGAUUUCGAGAUUUCAAAAUUGAGAUUAUGGAAUGUCCUGAAGGUUGCUUAUUUUGCUAUGAUUAUAUAUCUGAUUGCAAAUUUUGGAAUAAUAUUGUAUCAUAUUGGCAAAAUUCAAUUAACUCAGAGGGAUGGCUAAUUGAUAACACUUAAUAACUUACUUCAAGUGUUUGUGCUGGUAUUCAGAUUGCAGGUGGAACUAAUAUUUUAAAAUAAGGACAAAGUAUUAAAAAACUCAUCCAAAAUGUUCAAAACACUUUAAAAUUUAUAUAGUUUUUAAACUUUGGGUAAUGGGAAUUACAGAGAGUUAAAAUUUUAAUUUAAAAAUUGGUGAGUAAAUUUGGUAGGUUGGUUAAGAUGCUCUGUCUUAAUUAAUUAUUGGAUGUGUAAAUUCUCAAUUAGUGAAUAUCAAUAAUUUAGUCUUAAAUAUAGAUCAUUCAUCCCCUGAAAUAGAAUUAGUAAUGUAAACGGAGAAUAAUUAGCCACAAAACGCAUUUUGGGGUGUUUAAUCAUUUGAUAUAUACAUAGUUAAAUGUUCAAUUGGUUGUGAAGAUUGUUAUGGAGGAUUAGAAACUUAAUGCAAUAAUUGUUUAAAAAAAUGGGGAUUUUUAGAUGGUAAAUGUAUUCCUGGUAAAAAUUUAUAUAAAUCAAUAAGCUCCUCCAUUAGAAUAUACUAAUAUUAGAAUCUAUUAAUCAUAAGGUUUAAAAGAAAAAUUUUAUCAAUUCAUUGUAAUUAUACAUUGAAGAGUUAGAUCAAACUAUUACUGAAAUUGGUUAAAAAAAGCUAAUUAUAGAUAAAAGUAUUAUAUUUAGCUCUUUUUUGAUUUCAGUUAAGUGUUAAGAAAAAAUUAAAAUUGACAGCUUUUUAAGAAAUUGUAAUUAAUGUGAUAAUGCUUAAAUUUCUUAUUCAAAUUAUUGUCUUAAUCAAAGUAAUAUUGUAAAUUUCAGUGUAAUAUUUGCAGAUAUUGUUUAAUCUGAAAAAGAAUUAAUAAUUAAUAUUUUACAAACAAAAGUAGAAAUUCUACAGGUAAUAUUAUUGAAUAAUAUUGAAACAGAAGUUUAUAUAUUGAAAAUUGAAUUAUGA